AUGCUGCCCAACGAUAAUGACGUUGAACCAUUGGUAUGCGUUAUCCCGGAGCCUGAGGUCUCUGAUCUUGAAUUGUGGCAACUUAUCCCCAGCUCGGCCGGUCGGUACCAAAUCAAGAAUCUCAAGUAUAAGCACGCCGCCAUUGCCCAAUACCCAUAUAAAGACUCUAUGCCAGUAGUUGGAUCAGAGGGAAAGUGUUGGUGGUUCAUCGAGAGAGUGGGCGCAGAAAUUGAUCCAGAAGGUUACUUCAUUCGAUAUAAUGUCAAGACUGACUUAUGUUGGCAUCUCUACGACGGUUCCGAUAUCACACCAAUAUAUCUACGACCUUUUGCGAUAGGUCGUCGAUGUAUUUGGAAGAUUUCUCCAUACGAUCAUUCCAGCGUCGAUACAGUGGCAGCUCAUUUGAUGGUUCCUUCGCAACCGGCUUCCUCGUCCAGUCCAAGUAGUUCAAUGAAGCUACUGACGGUCUUCAGCUCGACACUUGACACACGUAUAGAGGCUCAUCUCUUUAUAGCCUUAACACGUUUUGAUUCAACUUACACUAUUCUUACCUAG
Messenger RNA from Fibroporia radiculosa, 555 nucleotides. RefSeq lists its product as uncharacterized. The coding region runs from base 1 to 555 and encodes 184 amino acids. The record is from RefSeq and is a predicted model, not a curated record. The transcript is spliced from 7 exons. Lineage: Eukaryota; Fungi; Basidiomycota; Agaricomycetes; Polyporales; Fibroporiaceae.